Messenger RNA from Nicotiana attenuata, 372 nucleotides. RefSeq lists its product as uncharacterized. NCBI's taxonomy places the organism in Eukaryota, Viridiplantae, Streptophyta, Magnoliopsida, Solanales, Solanaceae. The record is from RefSeq and is a predicted model, not a curated record. The transcript has 2 exons. Bases 46 to 372 code for a protein of 108 amino acids.
AUUCACACUCUUCUAUCUUACAUCUUUAGCCAGAGCAUCGUUAAGAUGGCGUACUUUAAGCAAGCUUUUCUCUUGAUUGCGCUCUUUGUUGCAAUUACAGUUAAUCUCUUUGGAUCUCCUAAGAUACAAUUGAUGGCUUUACGAGACUUACCCGAAGAUGUUGCACUGAUGAAAGAAAAAUUACUUCCCUUAGGUGAUUUACUAACUUGCUUAAGAUAUUGCAACGUCGAAAGCGAUUGCAGUGAUGGUUGGGUCUGCUCUAACUGUGUUCCAUCUGCGUUUGAGGGAUGGAGAUCUCAAUGUGACAGGCUUACUGCUACUGGUGAAGGUUAUUUUGGAACUAUACUUCGCGCUAAGCACAGCAAAAUAUAA